CAAGGAAUAUUUUGAUUAUUGAAGAGGGUGAGAAUAUUUGAUUAUCGAAGAGGGUGAGUUGGGAGUUGCGACUCGUCUUGGGCAGUGAUGGAGGACUCAGUAGGCGCGAGGGCUGUGGAUGCUCUCGGGAAAGGCUUCGAUUUGAGCAGUGAUUUCAGGCUCAGAUUCGCCAAGAAGGAGAAUCUCGUACUCUUGGAUCAGACUAACAAGAGAGACAUUGUUAUUCCUGGUGGACACUCCAUCAGAGGAGUCUCUCACGAUAUCAGCUACGAUAAAGGGGAUCGCAUCCGUUUCAAAUCUGACGUUCUUGAAUUCAAUCAGAUGUCCGAGUUACUUAAUCAGAAAUCUUCAGUUCAAGGGAAGGUUCCUUCUGGCUAUCUUAAUGCUAUGUUUGAUUUAACCGGAGACUGGUUUCAUGAUGCUGCAGACACCAAACAUCUUGCUUUUGAUGGUUACUUCAUCUCAUUAUACUAUUUGCACCUUUCAUCAUCUCUGUUAAUACUGCAAGACAAAGUGAAGAAAUCUGUUCCACCUCAUUGGGAUCCUGCAUCUUUGUCAAGGUUCAUCCAUACCUACGGAACACACAUAAUAGUAGGGAUGGCUGUUGGAGGUCAAGAUUUGAUUUGCGUUAAACAGAAGCAUUCAUCACCAGUACCUCCUGUGGACCUUAAAAAACAUUUAGAUGAUCUUGGGGAUUACUUAUUUUCUGAUGGAAGAAGCCCCCCUUCCCUACUACAGAGGAAAGCAAGAGAUGGAAAGCAAAAGGUUCCAGAUGUUUUCAAUCAUAUUCUGCAGUCGAACGCUAUGCAUUUGACCAAUAUUACAGAAACAUCAAGCAAGGAUGGUCUUACCAUCAUUUACUCAAAGAGAGGAGGAGACGUAUUUCUUCACAGUCACUCGAGUUGGCUCCAGACGGUGCCUUCUAAACCAGAAGGAAUUCUCUUCAAAUUCAUUCCAAUUACUUCUCUUCUUUCCGGGAUUCGAGGCAGUGGCUAUCUUAGUCAUGCAAUCAAUCUGUAUCUGCGUUAUAAGCCUGCGCCAGAGGAUUUACAAUACUUCUUAGAGUUUCAAGUUCCUAGACAAUGGAUACCCAUGUUUUGCGAGCUUCCACUUCGGCAUCAAAGAAGAAGAGCUUCUUGUCCUUCUCUACAGUUCAGCUUUAUGGGUUCAAAGCUGUUUGUGAGCCCUACGGAGGUUUCAAGUGACGAAAAACCAGUUACUGGCAUCCGCUUGUACUUAGAAGGAAAGAAAUUCAACAGACUAGCAUUACAUCUCCAACAUCUCUCAAGCCUCCCAAAGAUCAUGACCUUUCCAUAUACCGACUCCUCCUUACGUAGACCAUCUCAAUGGCGGAGUUCUGAUGACUAUGAUCUCAGUACUCAAUUCUUAGAACCAGUUAGAUGGAAGAGAUACUCCAAGGUUUGCACAUCGGCUGUCAAGCAUGAUCCAAACUGGUUACAGGAACACCCAAAUACUGUUUUCAUCGUAACUGGUGCUCAACUCCUCAGCAAAGGUAAGUGGCCUAAAACAGUGCUUCACCUUCGCCUCCUCUUCACCCAUUUACCCAACUGCACAAUCCGGAAGACAGAGUGGGUUGGUACACCAGAAGCUUCCCACAAGUCAAGUUUCCUAAUGAAUCUGAGCACUACAUUCUCGUUCACUCAACGGACCAUCACUGAUACAGAAAAGCGUACUCCAGCUGCACUCAAUUCUGGUGUCUAUCCAGAUGGUCCUCCUGUGCCGAUUCUUUCAAGAAAGCUGCUUAAAUAUGUGGAGACAACUGAAGUGGUACGGGGUCCUCAUGACGCUCCAGGGCAUUGGAUGGUGACAGCUGCGAAGCUAGUAACUGAGGGUGGUAAGAUUGGUUUGCAUGUGAAGUUUGCAUUGUUAGAUUAUAUAUGAUUACUGGAUUAUUUAUGAUGACAUUUCCUGUUUUAUCUCCCUAGUGCAUUUGAAUUUGGUAGUUGAUUUUUACGUGUGUAUUUGUUCAUUCAUGUUAUUGUGUAUAAAAGCAUUUCCUAGCCUUGUACAGAGAAAAAAUUGCGUAGAAUAAAGAUUUAAUAUCAUUCAUCAUCAUCAUCA
Tripterygium wilfordii is the source of this 2082-nucleotide messenger RNA. RefSeq names its product MACPF domain-containing protein At1g14780-like. Bases 88 to 1902 code for a protein of 604 amino acids. Gene Ontology annotation, biological process: regulation of salicylic acid mediated signaling pathway; plant-type hypersensitive response. Gene Ontology annotation, cellular component: plasma membrane. The record is from RefSeq and is a predicted model, not a curated record. NCBI's taxonomy places the organism in Eukaryota, Viridiplantae, Streptophyta, Magnoliopsida, Celastrales, Celastraceae. The transcript has 7 exons.